GUUGCAGAAGGUUUAGACUCCCCUCACAUAGGAUGGCAAGUUGUGUGCCAUUCAGACGUUUCAUAUUUUACACCGCUAACCUGUGUUUUCACGUGAUUAUCCCCAUUCACCUGCCACUGGCAACUGUUUAGACAGUCACCAUAGAAAGCAGGUGUGACAAGAUGGAUAGCGGUACCGACACGGUGCAACAAGAUAUCGGGCAGCGUGGAGCAGAGCGUAAACCUGAACAAGCGGAGUCAGAACCAGCAGAACCAAGGGUUUUCAUAAUCCACGCAGGAGAAGACAAAGAGUCAAUUGCCCGUCCACUGGUCAGCGCUCUCCAUGAACAGGGCUUGGACAAACACGACAUAUUUUUCGAUGAACAUUCGAUCAAACCUGGUGAAGGCAUUCGGGACAGAAUAGUGUCGACCCUAAAGAGUGACGCUCUGGAACUUGCCGUCAUUGUUGUCAGCACGUCAUUUUUAAAGAAAGACUACUGGCCAAAAUUGGAAUUUGAAACCUGUCUGGAAAACAACAAGCGUAUAUUACCUAUAUGGGUUGACGACAACCAGGACGACUUUAAGGCGUUCAGUGAGUUAGUCGGGAAGUAUUCCCCCACACUGAAGCAGCGGAAAGCCAUUCGAGUACAAAGAAACAGUGUCGCGGAUGAGCUGACGAAUCUUGCUUCUCAAAUUAGAAAGUGUCUUCCUCCUCCAGCUAUACAAGCCCUUGCGUAUCUACAACCAACUGGAACACCAUCAAGUCAUUCAGGUUCUUCAGAUGAAGAAAUAGGCAUCGGCAGAAAGCGCCGGUACGACAUCUGGGAUGGCGAUGAAGAAGUGAUAGAGAAGAAACUAAAGGAGGAAAAGACUCGUGAGCUGACCGAUUUGCAGCGGCUUCACGCGUGGGGGACGGUAAAAAUCGACCUACUGAAAAAAGCAGGAGAUCUUCUGUCCAAAGAAGAGAUUAAAAGACAGGUACAACAGGUGCUAUUGGAAAUAGACAAAGCCAAAGGCGCAGGGAUUAACAUUUUGAAGGUUAAAAGCGGCUGCGCAAUUAUCCACUUGGUUCCGAAGAAUGAGGAAAGCUUGGAAAGGUUUUGGGCUGACUACAAGUCUGGGAGACUGAGUAGUGACUUUUCAAGGUACCUCAUUACGGAGGAGAUGCGAGCUGUUGCUGGUCAGGACGUGAUGAUAAGAGUCAUCAUGCUGGAGGAGCAGUACAGGCAGUGGAAAGGUUAUCUGCAACUCAGAGAGAAAGCUACGGGCUCUCAGAAGCCAGAUGCCCACUCCUCUGUGCGUGAACAUACACCCCUGACAGCCACCUCACCUCUCCACAGGCUGAUCUUCAAGAUAUCUCAAGAACUAACAGACAAAGAUGUUCAGAUCAUGAAAGACCAGAUUCGCAUCGACCAGACUGAAGAUACAAUGGCUCCGUACGAGAAACUCACGAAUCUGCCGGACAUCUUCAAGAAAUUGGAAGCAGAUAACCACCUUGGGUCUGAUGACGACGAGAAACUCACCAAUACACUGGAGCUAUUGGAUGGUCUAGAAAAUUUCGACAGACGCUAUUUUGAGAUGGAUAUCGAGAACGCCAGAGUAAACGUUGACUUCGUCGGUCGGGAAAAGGAGAUGAAGAACUUGGGAAUCGACACUGAUGGGGACAAGACACACGUGAAAAUCAUUGAUAUCACCGGGUGUCCUGGUGUUGGGAAGUCUACAUUUGCUCAACAACUCUGCCUAGAGCAAAGUAGAAGGGAGAUUUUUAUCAGCUUAUCCAAGGUAACGAGAGUAGACAACAUGCUUCGUUUGAUUAUGCGAGAAUUUGGAGUCACGGAUAAUAUUGAUGGCGACGGCAACACCGACGUGGAAGCAACGGUGGCGCAUCUCAUAGGAACCUACGACGGCGAGGACUGCUCGCUCCUCCUGGAUAAUGCCGACAGCCUGUUGAAGAAGCCGGAGUCUCGUAAAUUCGCCGGUUUUCUGGCAAAGGUUCAGGCGAACCAAAAUCCCAAGGUUCAUGUCAUCGUUACGUCGCGAUCAUCCAUUAUGAGUGGGCCAGGCCAGGGUGACGUCCCAGCGAUAAAAUCGACCUCUGUCAACCUGAAGAUGCUAGAAGAAUCCACGGGAACCGAUCUGGUACAGGGACUUGUGGGAAAGGGUAAUAUCACGCGGGACGAGGCCCGUGAAGUCUACAAAAGGUGUAAAGGUUGGCCCCUCGCCAUCACAAUAGCAUGUGGGAUGAUACGGAAGGAGCAUCUGCGACCAUCGGAGAGUCUCAUCAAGGAUAUCAACAACAUCAGCGAUUUGCUGACCGCCGUAGUCAGUUCUUUGGGAAAGGAUAUGCUGGCCACGCUGAAGCUGGUGUCCGUGUUUGCCGGACCGUUCACCGUGAAAUCUGCCUGUACUAUCAUCGGGCAGCCUGACCGGCAGUCCCGGGUGUGGGACCAUCUCAGGGAGCUGAGGGCCCGCAGACUUAUCAAAGCGGAAAGCCACAGCAUAGAUGGAGCUGUCCGAUAUGACACACAUGAUGAGGUGCGGACGUUUAUGUCCACCGGUACCGUGGCCACCCACGCUGUUACUCCGGAGGACAUGGCUGCAGCUAAGUACAGAUUCAUGAAGCUGUACGAAGAAAGACUGACUACAGUUGCACAGGACAUGCAGAGGAACAUACACCAGGCCGUCUACAAGUACAAUAACGAUGUCGACAACUUUAACCACUUCCUUGCACUGAUACAACAAGAGACACAGGAGGACUAUGACUGGCGCAAAGAAAGAGACGAACAGCAUACUUGGUUGAUGGACACCAAAGCGGAGGAGGUUGGUGAUAGAAGCGCAGUCCACAUCUUACUCGAGCAAAUGAUGGUGGUGAAGGAAAGGAUUUCUUUCUACACUGGCCCAGCAAAACGAUUGAAGAAACAGAACACACAGAUCUAUGCUGAGAUGCUGUGUUGGUUGGCAGAGACGCAUCUCCAAGAGAAUAUGCAGAAGGAUGCCUGGGAUCGACUGGAGGAGGCAAGGAAGGCCCUGGAGGCCAGGCCAGACAGGAAAGAAGAAUCGGUUCAACUGAGCUUUGCAAGAUACCACUAUGUGUCAGGUAUUUACUUCAGUCAUCGCGACGACUACAAACACAAUGUCCGUCAUCUUGACCAGGCACGAGACAUCCUGUCUAAGGCGAAGAUGGCGGGAAAUCACGUUCUGUAUGCUCGGGUGGUGAAUUCGCUAGGAUUCGCUCACCACAACCACGCCAAGACCAAGAGGGGGCAAGAGUACCUCGGUUUGCUUCAGGAAAGUCUAGCAAUGCACAAAAAGGCACACGACAUCAUCAUCGGCGUUGUCGGACAAGAUAACCACUUUGACUGCGCUACGUAUCUCAUGAACAUCGGCGUGGUUAACUUGGACAUGGGCUGGCACUACAAAAGAGCUCGGCAGGCCACAGAAGCCGAUCAGGCCUUCAACAAAGCACUGGAGACAUUCUUUGAUGCAGAAAGACUCGUCAAGGCCAUGCGUCUGGAGAAGCAACACAACUACGGCCUUCUCCAGUACAACAUGGCCCGGUGUUACGAGGCUUUAGGAGACCUGGCAGAAGCAGUCAGUCGUGUGCAAAGAGCACAGGAAGUCUUGGAAAGCAUCUAUGACAGCCAUCCUGACAUCGCCGACUGUCUGUACUUCAUCGGGAAGCUGAGCAAGGAGAACAACGACCCGGAAACAGCCAGGACGUACUUCAAACUGAGUCUGGAGCACAACGAAGGACUAGGUGAUCGCCGUAAUGCAUAUGAAUGGGACAGGCUGAAGAAAGCCAUAAUGGCUUCCUGUCAGGAGCAGGAGAGAGAAUGGUAUCGUCAACGGUUUGAGAAAAUUGAUGGAACGCCCUACAGGGAACCACUAACAGCGGCAUUGGCAGGAUUUGGCGGCCGCAUGGUAGCCAGACUGCUGAGACCGCUGCAUACCUUCAUCAAAGAUGUCUGGACGCCUUAUCCGUGAUGGUCUCCAUGGUCUUAGGGAACGCUAAUUUUUAUGUCGUCAUCUGGACCGAAAAAGAUCAAGAAACCUUCAUAUUUUACUUGCCAUUAGCGGCUCAUGUCCACAUGAACUUUAUUCACUAUCUACAAAAUGUUCAAUCUUUAUACGUAUGUUGCAUCAAGAAAUGGAUUAAAUAUCCACAUUUCCUUUUUGCGCGACUGUAUUACUCCCUGAACAAUUAAAAACAAUCUGUGUGGCAUAUUGAAAAACGAUCUGGUUUACCAAACCAUUCUUUUUCCUUAUAAUAUGAUCAUUCCAUUUGUACAUUUGAAAAGUUCCCCUGCCCGUUAUACAAAUCUUAAGUCAAUAAAAAUAACGUGAAUCAGGAUAUUGAACAGUUCCUGAAUUUUCUCCCAAUCUUGUACAACAUAUGAACUUACGUUCAUUAUCUUUCAUCUUUUUAAUACGAAUUCUAGGUGUUUGGAAAUACCUACAUUAGUUCACUCUUUUUUUUUAAUAUAAUUCAGGCUUUCACCACAUGGCCUUGAGCUUGCAUCCUUAGGUGUUGUUUUUAUAAAAUUGUAUUCUGCAUUCUCGGAUCUGUUUUGGGGUCUUACCCAUACACCAAACAUCGCAAAGAUCUAUGCAUAACUCGACAGGCCCCCCUCACGUGUUGCUUAUACGUUUUAUUUAUAUUUUUCAAAAGGUUACAUGUAAGUAAAG
Molecule: messenger RNA, 4664 nt
Organism: Branchiostoma belcheri (Belcher's lancelet)
Lineage: Eukaryota; Metazoa; Chordata; Leptocardii; Amphioxiformes; Branchiostomatidae
Biological process (GO): signal transduction
Molecular function (GO): ADP binding; death domain binding; protease binding
Source: RefSeq, a predicted model, not a curated record